CGCGGGGUGGGUGCGGGGAGCAGCUGGCGCUGGGGCACCGGGACGCGCAGAGACUGCUCACCUUAUUGCCAAGAUUAUAUACCCCUUGCCUGGAGUGUCAGGAGGUGCCAACAUAAGUCUUUUGUAUCUUGACUCUGAAACAUUCGUGUUGAUAGAACAUCGGUGGUUCCAUGUCACAGCUUCAGAACUGUUGGGGAGUAUACCAGGAUGGUGCAACGCAUGUUCUGGAUGCCGUCUCAGAGAUGGAGGUGCUGGCAGCAAGUACACCUCUUCCUGAUCCAGCCAAUGAAUUUGAUAGGAACGUUCCCCGUAUCUGUGGUGUCUGUGGAGACAAAGCUACUGGCUUUCAUUUCAAUGCCAUGACAUGUGAAGGCUGCAAAGGAUUUUUUAGGAGGAGCAUGAAAAGAAAAGCAAUGUUUACAUGUCCAUUCAACAGCGACUGCAAAAUCACCAAAGAUAACCGACGGCAUUGCCAAGCCUGCCGGCUGAAGCGUUGUGUGGACAUAGGCAUGAUGAAAGAAUUCAUUCUGACAGAUGAGGAGGUCCAGAGGAAGAGAGAGAUGAUAACGAAGAGGAAGGAAGAGGAGGCUCUCAAAGAGAGCAUGAAGCCCAAAUUAUCGGAGGAGCAACAGAGAGUCGUUGACAUUCUUCUCGAGGCCCAUCGCAAAACUUAUGACCCAACCUAUUCUGACUUCACCCAGUUCCGGCCUCCUGUGAGAGCCAACUCAAGCAAAAGAAUAACUAGAUCAUCAUCGGUCCUUACGCAUGGCUCCUCAUCGGAAGAGUCUUCAGAUACCUUCAGCUGUUCUCCAGAGUCUGUAGAGCACAGAAUGUUCUCCAACAUGGCACUGAACGAGGAGUCUGACGAAAGCCCUUCCAUGGAUAUUAACCUCUCGCACCUCACCAUGCUACCUCACCUGGCUGACCUCGUCAGCUACAGCAUACAGAAAGUGAUUGGCUUUGCAAAAAUGAUCCCAGGGUUCAGGGAUCUGACGGCGGAGGACCAGAUUGCCUUACUGAAGUCCAGCGCCAUUGAAAUUAUUAUGCUUCGUUCAAACCAGUCGUUUUCCUUGGAGGAUAUGGCAUGGUCAUGUGGAGGCAAUGAAUUCAAGUACCAAAUCAAUGACGUUACCCAAGCUGGUCACAGCCUAGAACUGUUGGAACCACUUGUGAAAUUUCAGAUUGGCUUAAAGAAGUUGAACCUUCACGAAGAGGAGCAUGUGCUCCUGAUGGGCAUCUGCAUCCUCUCCCCUGACCGCCCUGGCGUGCAGGACACUUCUCUGGUGGAGUCCCUCCAAGACCGCCUUUCCGAGGUCCUGCAGACCUACAUUCUGUGCAAACACCCUCCCCCAGGCAACCGCUUACUCUAUGCCAAGAUGAUCCAGAAGCUGGCAGACCUGCGGAGCCUGAAUGAGGAGCAUUCCAAACAGUACCGCUGCCUUUCCUUCAAGCCAGAGCACAGCAUGCAGCUCACCCCGCUGGUCCUGGAGGUUUUUGGCAAUGAAAUCUCCUGACUUCAGAUGCAGGACAGCGCACCGAGAAAGAAAGGGAUAAGUCAGCCUGGUGAGCGGGAGGGGUGUGACCCUUAACCAGGGUUUGUAUAUAGACCCAGUUUAGUUUCACACUACUGGAGAGGACUGCGUUUUCUGCACAUCUUCAGUCACCUGAGUUGGCUUGCUGCAGAGCGGCAGCCAACCCAGCUACGCUGCUUUUUUUUUCCCCAGCGAGUGGCUUUUCCACUUGCCUUCCUUCUGUAACCCUAUCCCUUAUGCUCACAUAUCCUCACAUAUCCCUUUAUGGCUGUUUCAAGGCUGCCUUCAGACUGAGGCCUUCUUGAAACCACCACUUUUUUGGCUUGUUUUACAAAGUAAAAACUGAAAAGUCAGGCCACUAGUUGGGAGGAAAUGACGGAGAUUUCAUGGGUGAGCUUGGAAUUCAGGGCUUCAAUGAACCCCUAAUGCUGUCUGUGGAGAGAGAACAGUUCUCUAGUUACUCCUCCUAUCCCUUCCCAAAGCCUGUUGCCCAAGUGCUGUUGGUGCAUAGUUGCUGGCUCAUUCCACCCCAGAGCCAGCUGAAUGAUCCCAGCAUAUGCACCCACCUCCUCCAACACUGGCUGCAAAGUACAGAAAUAUCUUAGUCUCAAAAUAAAUAGGGCAAUGCACUUAGGGGAGAACAAUUCCUGUAUCUCUGAGAGAAAUCUCCAUUUGCCUGCUGUGUAGAAGCUGAAGAUCUCCGAAGCAAUGGCACGUUGUGGUCUGUCCCCCUGUUAAUGCGACAGGAAUGAAUGGGAUAUUUGUAAGGUUACUAGUCUCUUGGGUUGCUCUGAGAGGUGUAGCCAGACUGGAAGUGGUAUUUGCCAGUUUCACCCUUGAUCUGUGAUAGACUGAAGACUGUCUCUUGGGCUCCCAGGAUGGAUAGCUAAAAGCACGAAAAUCCAUGCUAAUCAACACGCUGUACCAUUUUUGUUUCAAUGUUGAUGUUGCCAAGUGUCGAGGUGAGACCUCAGAUAAUCAGUUAGGAACAAACCCUUUCAGCCUGUGGGGUGGCCAGUGGGGUGGUUUCUGGGCCUUUGGGUCUGCUGGACAGUUAUCAAAUAGCGUCUGAACAGAUUACUUGCCAAGCCUGUUAAAUGUGCAACAUCUUGGGAUAACUCAGUAAGAAUUAAGCGGGGAAGGAUUAAUCUCACAUCUUCCUACCCUGAAAUGUUCUGGUUGCAGCAAGAUUUCAGUCUUUACGAGAGGAGUCCUGGUUUCUUAGAACUAAGGAAGAGGAAAAGCAGCCAAUAAGCUGUGCAUAGCAUUGCAUCACAGUCAAUUAAGGCCUGAGAUGAACCCAGUCUUUCAUCCUGAGUUCUCCAGAGUUUUCCUGUGCUAUGUAGGAGUCCUGCUUUCAAUGCACUACAGGACACAGACUCUAUUGUGUCAGGGGUCCCAUUGUGCUAGGCCCUGUGCAAACAUAUGAAAUCACAGCGGCCAGUGAUAGCAUCCAUUUUGGAGAGAAACAUGUAUCCACUCUGGGGCCUCCAACAGUGGCAGGUCAAGCGCUAUUAAGAGGGCAAAAAAAAUUGUAGAAAAAUCUGCCAACCAAGGAAAACCAAAUGACGCAAGAGCAAAGAAAAUCCCUCUAGUUCAGUCCCUUGUGUGUCAGUCGUUGGGUGUGCAGAGGAUGUUUGGGGUCGGCUUCUGUUUUGUGUACUAUGAAAAUUACUUUCCAUCUGCUAAUGUGCACCUUUAGCUGCCACCACCGCCUUUGUAAACAAGUUGCUCGUUUUCCUAAUGCUAAAGAAUCAGAAUUGGGCUUUGAAGCUCUGUGUUCAUGCUCCUCUGUCAAGUGGCUGCCGCAUGGCAAUGGUGUUGCUUUCUCUGUCUCUUGCACUAAUGUGGGAAGAUUUGUGUUGCACUUUGGUUGACCCUCUACCGCUCUCAGGAAGUUGCCAGUGGCCUUUCGUGUUAAAACCGUUCAUUCCAUAUGCCAAAACUUCCAAGCACUUAUUGUAGGAGAGUGCAUUCCCCCAGGUUGUGAGAUUUGGAAUAAGAAGAAAUGUUUCCUUUAAAAAAAAAAAAAAAAAAAAGAAUUAUUUCAUAAUUCUGGAAGGAACUCGGCCUGCAGUAACUCACUAACUGGUGACUUCAGAGAGCCGGGAUUCCACAAAUAUAUUCUUGGGGGUUAUGUGAAAUCACGGUAUUUCUCUUGUUUAAAUUAUGCUUUUUCUCUGAUUCCUGUGUAUUGACUUAUGCCUGAAAUGCCAACUGUCUCCUCUGUGCUCACUGCCACAGCUCUUCAAGAGGGAGCCCUAAAUAAUGAUGUUUAAUAAAACAACGUGAUUAAAUAUAAAUAGGAAAACCUCAUUACUGAGUAAACUUUCCAGAAAGCUGAGUUGAGACUGGCAGAGAGACCCGGCAUGUCAUCUGCUUUUUAGGCAUCUCAGUAUUUGAAUGUCAUUUAAAAUGUGCAUAGUUCAAGUGUGUGUCUGCACAGCACAGAGGUAUGAGGGCAGGGAGAAGGGUGUGCUGGGACACCACAUUGUGAAAUGCAGAUGUUUAAGCCUCUAGAUAGAAUCUUCAAAGGGAAACCAAAAUAAUUCCUCCCAUCAGGGUAGAAAAAGGCUGUAGGAAUGAUAAGUAUAUCCCUGGAGAUAUUCUGGGAAAUAAGAAAUCCUGUGUCCCAGGUGGGGGAGAGACUGCUUUGCUUGUAUCUUUGGUUGCAAUCUCUCUUGUUUCAGAGUAGCAGCCAUGUUAGUCUGUAUUCGCAAAAAGAAAAGGAGUACUUGUGGCACCUUAGAGACUCACAAAUUUAUUUGCGCAUAAGCUUUCGAGAAGUGAGCUGUAGCUCACGAAAGCUUAUGCUCAAAUAAAUUUGUGAGUCUCUCUAAGGUGCUACAAGUACUCCUUUUCUUUUUGCGAAUCUCUCUUGUGUCCACUUGGUGUCGCUCGCACAGUAAGAAUGAAAGCAGCUCCUUUGCAAGCGUUAAGUGCCUUGAGCUUAUGUACAGCACAGUUAACCUUUUCCCUAUCUGCGUUCCUGAGUCUCGCCAAUCUGAAAUAUCGCUCACUCAGAUCCAAGGAAUUGAUCUCCUCCUUGGUCUCUGCACUUGUCUGAGAAGCCGUGGGAAGGCAGUUCCCUCUCCUCGGAGAAGAUCACUGUGUUCUUUAAUAUAGUUUUCAGAGUAGCAGCCGUGUUAGUCUGUAUUCGCAAAAAGAAAAGGAGUACUUGUGGCACCUCAGAGACUAACCAAUUUAUUUGAGCAUAAGCUUUCGUGAGCUACAGCUCACUUCAUCGGAUGCAUGCGUCACCUUUGUUUGAAAUCGGUGCCUUAAAUAUAGAUAUCUUGUUGCUGUAUCAAAUAUAUCUGUACGCUUGUGUAGUGGGUCUUUUAACCUCAGUUGAUUUUCCCGUUGGUUGAUGUCAUGGUAUGUGUGUAAACCCCAACCCACCCACGCCCCCCGCGUGUGUGUGUGUGUCUUGCAAGCUGCCCAGUUCUGCUUCUCAGUCCUACCCCCCGCCCCGCUCCAACCCCCAACUCUGGCAGUCUCCUUGGACCGGCUCACUCUGUGUGUCUGGAGAAAAUCCAGCCCCCGUGAGGACUUGCUCUUUGCUGCCUCAACUCUGUUCUCUGCCUUCUCAAAUGACUCUACUUGUCCUUCAGUGUGUCUUGCCUCAGCCCUGCUAGUUUUCUUCUAAAGCAAAAUUAGCACUCUUCACCCCGCAUCCCUUGGGCCAGUUGUCCCUUUUCUUCCUCUACUUUCAAGCUUCUCCUUAAAUCCUGUCUCUGACUCAGAGCUGGUUGGAAAACUGGAGGAAGGGGUGCUGAAGUUUUUGAUUUUUUUUAAAAAAAUUGUUUAAAUUUCCCCAUGGAAAAUUUUGGCUCUUCCUCAAAAAUCCAAAGAAGUGUUUGACCACAGAAGAGUUGAAAUUUCCCCCAGGAUGCAAACAUGAAAUUUCGUGGUAAAAAAAAAAAAACAAUUUUCUUUGGAAAAACUGCUUCAGAAAACUCUCAGCCAGCCAUACCCUGAUUCCAAGCCCCCUCCUCCUCUCACUUUGGCUUGCUCCUUCUGUGCCUAUCCUUUUGGCAACCAAAUGAUAUGGCAGUCUCCUGUUCUGGGGGGGGAUAAAAACCUUCUCUUCACCAGCUACUGGACAGGAUGGUGCCAGAUGGGAUGGAAGACUACUCAAUAUCCCGCUGCCAAGACAACUGUCCCUUUCACCAAUUCCUUCACUGGCUUCCUCCCAAGUUCCUCAUCUCCCCAUUCAGAUCUCUGCACAGCCCCAUGCUUAAAUCUCCUCUGCUGUUUUGCCUUUAACCUCCCUAUAUGCACCCUCCAAGCUUCCCCUGGCCCUGCCAUUCCAUCUUUCCCUCGCUUUUGGCAUUGUGCCUUGUUGCCAUGACCAGCCCACCCAAUCAAUGCUUUCCCCUCAUCUCCUCAAAGCCAGUUGUGGGAAGUGUUCCAGCUGUAGUUACCUCACCCUUCUUGGAGUUUACCCUGUAUUGUACCCAUUUGUGCCUUUAGACUGUCAGCUUAUCAGGGCAGGGACUCUUGCUGUCGCAUUUGACCCAUAGUACAGUACCAUGCUUAACUAGAGCACUAUAAAUGAUUGGAGACCCCUGGGUGUACGUAUUUGUUCCACUCGCUAAACUGUGAAGCAGGCAUCAUUAGAGAAAAUCUUUGACUGAUGGGAGCUUUCUCUCCAUAAAGGAGCCUUUAUCAAAGAGGGAGGCUUCCCAAUACUAUAGCACCACAGUGCUCUAGCAAUCCUAACCCAUCCUUAGGGAGAACCACAGCUCCUAAGGGGCAUCCCGCACAAACGCUGCAUAGAAGUUCCCUUCGGUUAGACUUGGAGCGGUUCUGUUUCAGUGUCUCUAAUGCGGAAAGGGGAGCUGGGUGGAGAAUGGAAGAAAAAAAUCCUGGCUAUUACUUUGAAACUCCUCAGGUUUUCAAAACUGUUGAAGAAUUAGGCUUUUGUAACAUUUCUUUUUUUCUAACCCAGAAAAUGAUACAUGGAAGAAUGUCCAAUGUCUUGCUAAACAUUCUCAAUCUUUUUAAUAACACAUUUUUGACCUAAAAAUACCCCACUUUUGUUACAAAAAAGUUUUUGGGUUUUUUUGGGCUGGCUCUAAUGAAACCUGUGCAUUUUGAAAAUGCACACGCCCCCUUUGCAUUCUCCUUCCGCCAAAGCUCAAUAUACCCUAUAACUUGCAAGUAAAAUACGUCAGAGCUUAAAUUUUAAAAAAACAAAUAAAAAGCCUUGACCCUCAUGACUAAGUGUUUUGAGCAGCUCCAGGUGUAUUUUACCCAAAUAACUCCAGCUUUGCACCAUCAGUCGCCAGGGCAUUGCUGUGCCGGGAAAGGGCAACUAAUGCCCAAAGAGGGCAUGCUGAAUAUCUCCCUUCGUGUCUUGCUGUUCUAGACUGUUUGCCUGACCUCACCUUUUCUUUCCUAAAACCAUUGCACACACCAGGGAAGAACCACCCCUGGGGAAAACUAGCACUAAAGUAAAUGUUUGACUGGAGAAACUGAACAUAUAGACAACCAGGUGAUAAUAGGGAGGUCUGAUUUUUUAUAUUCUAUAAAUGGCUUAGUUAAAAGAAAACAUUUCUUUACGGUGGUGGGGAAAGGUGGCGGUGGGGGUGGUUGUUUUUAAUAUUGAUCCUGUCAACAAAAACGUAAGUUAUAGAUCUACAGAAUGAUUGCGCCAAAUUUUGUUGAGUAAUUUAGUGUCAAAAUGUAAAUAACUAUUUAAUAUAGUGGAAAUGUUUUAUUGUAAAUUGGAUUUUAAACAAAGUGUUUAAAUCAUUCAAAGCUGCUCUUUUGAACAGAUAGAAGCAUGAUUUUUUUCUUUCCAUUUGUGCAUGUAAACCAAGUGUGUACAGUACUUAGGUGAAAUUUCUGAAUGUGAAACACAGCUCUCUGUUUUGUUGCCUUGUGUAAUACAAACUGUAAGGCAAUGCACUUUAUAAAUAAAGAUUUAAAAGAAAUCUAUUUUAAUUAUAGUGAUGAAGAAUAGAGGCAGCUGCUGUCUCUUCCUUUUCCCCCCCCCUCCCUGGUAUGCCUUGAGCUUUUCCUAAUUGGCAAAAAAGAGAAGCUGGAAUACAUGUGUAUUAAUGUGAACCCAACUUCAAAGCUUUAAUGCUAUGACAAAGGAAGUUGGAUGCUGUUUCAUAUUUGUACUACGCUGUUGCCUUAUCAAUAAAAUGUAUGAUGUUGUGAAAAGCUCA
Caretta caretta (loggerhead turtle) is the source of this 7714-nucleotide messenger RNA. It is a transcript of the gene VDR, whose product is annotated as vitamin D receptor. Gene Ontology annotation, cellular component: nucleus. Gene Ontology annotation, molecular function: vitamin D response element binding; nuclear receptor activity; zinc ion binding. Gene Ontology annotation, biological process: positive regulation of transcription by RNA polymerase II; multicellular organism development; cell differentiation. The record is from RefSeq and is a predicted model, not a curated record. NCBI's taxonomy places the organism in Eukaryota, Metazoa, Chordata, Testudines, Cheloniidae.